GUGGGGAAACAUGGCGGCGGCCGCUCGGGACUCACGUGUGGGUGUGGGGAAAAAGCCGAAAAAUUCCCUAAAGAAGAAGCAGGGGAAGAAGAUGCAAAUGGUAGCCAGGGCAGUAGCUUCGGAGUUGGAAGACGAGGGCAGAGACGCUGCCGACGGUGGAGGUUCUGCAAGAAGUUUUGGAUCGGAAAAGGAUCACUUUUCUUCAGAUGAAGCAGUGGAAGCUGACAAUGAAGAUGAAGUUGAACCCUAUGGCAAUGGAAAUGAAAAUGCCGCAGAAGCUAGUGUUGGAACUGACAUGGGCUGGGCAGAUGCCAUGGCUAAAAUUCUUAACAGAAAAACUCCUAAAAGUAAACCCAGUAUUCUGGUAAAAAACCGAGAGCUGGAAAAGGAAAAAGAAAAGUUAAAGCAAGAGAGACUGGAGAAGAGGAAACAGCUUGAUAAGAAGCGAGAAUGGGAAAUGAUGUGCAGAGUAAAGCCAGAUGUUGUCAAAGACAAAGAAACAGAGAGGAAUCUUCAGAGAAUUGCAACAAGGGGUGUGGUACAGUUAUUUAAUGCUGUUCAGAAGCAUCAAAAGAAUGUUGAUGAAAAGGUUAAAGAAGCUGGAAGCUCUAUUAGAAAACGUGCUAAGUUGAUAUCAACUGUUUCCAAGAAAGAUUUCAUCAGUGUUCUGAGAGGAAUGGAUGCAAGUACAAGUGAAAAAAGUUCGACUGGAAAGAACUUGAAAGCCAAACAGACUGAAGCAAAAUCAGAAGAGAGCCCUGGAUGGACAAUCUUACGUGAUGAUUUCAUGAUGGGAGCGUCCAUGAAAGACUGGGACAAAGAAAGUGAUGGCGUGGAUAACAGUGAACCAGGGUCUGGAAGUGACUUUGAUACAUAAGACCAGAGGAAACCCAAUGUAUGAUCAUUGUAUUUUUCCUAGAAAAAUACUUGAUGCUCUCAAAGUUGGACAGUUCUGAAGCUAUCACUUGUAAGAACACCAAAAGACUUUUACUAUUACCAACUUUGAUGUUUUCUCUUUACAUGAAAACUUUGUUAAAAUUAGGUUUUUCAAACCAUGUAUGAUUUUAAGUAUUGUUUCUCAAACAUUUGUAAAAAAAGUAUUUUUGCUUGACCAGCAAGAUGCACAUUUUUGCCAGGAUCAUUUUAAGUUUACAUCUUGGUCAUGGAUAUUGGUGUUUUCUUUCAGUGUCAGCAGUUUCUAGAAAUACAGUGCUUUUUAUAAUUAAAAUGAACUUCUUGAAAUCUA
This is a messenger RNA of Nyctereutes procyonoides (raccoon dog), 1246 nucleotides long. It is a transcript of the gene RRP15, whose product is annotated as ribosomal RNA processing 15 homolog. Bases 11 to 877 code for a protein of 288 amino acids. The transcript is spliced from 5 exons. The record is from RefSeq and is a predicted model, not a curated record. Gene Ontology annotation, cellular component: preribosome, large subunit precursor. NCBI's taxonomy places the organism in Eukaryota, Metazoa, Chordata, Mammalia, Carnivora, Canidae. Gene Ontology annotation, biological process: maturation of 5.8S rRNA; maturation of LSU-rRNA.